Messenger RNA from Pisolithus orientalis, 2724 nucleotides. RefSeq lists its product as uncharacterized. The record is from RefSeq and is a predicted model, not a curated record. The transcript has 16 exons. Bases 1 to 2724 code for a protein of 907 amino acids. Lineage: Eukaryota; Fungi; Basidiomycota; Agaricomycetes; Boletales; Pisolithaceae.
AUGACCCUUGUCACUCAGUACUGGAGAUUUGUUUCAGCAAUAACUUUGCCCAAAGGUCAUCAUACCUCUGAUGUUCAGUCUACAUUAUAUGCUCAAUUUGGCUAUCAAUCACAUGAAAGGGACCGUGUCUAUUGGACUGUGUCAACCCUGCUCUCAUCAGUGACUGCCAUUAGGGGCUUGAACGAUUCAUUUUCUGUCUAUCCUGAGGAAACCCACUUUCUGGGUCUUGCAGACAGAAUACUGCUGUUCUGGAUUUUGAUUGGAAUUCCACCCAUAUGUUUCCAUUUUAAUAGUAUAUUUCUCAUCCAUUACUCUAAUUUUGUUUUCCAUUCAUGGCAAUCUACUCCAAAGGAUAUGAUUGGCAAACUGAAACUGCAGUGUGCAGUCCAGCCUCCCAAAGGCUGGGAAGAGCACAUGUUUGGCCUGAGAGAUAGAAGACACUCCUUGACACCUCACCCUUCCAUCAUGAACACCCCAAUGCUCCCUUCCCCUUCCCUGCACCUGGACAACCAAAUCUGUGAUGAGGACUCUGCAAUGGAGGAGAUGGAGGAGAAUCCUGACAACAACAAAAAUGAGGAUGACCAGCCUUCCAGUAAUGAGAAUGAGGAUGAUCAGCUGUCCAGUAGCAAGAACAAGGAUGACCUGCCAUCUGGUAGUGAGGAAGAGGAUGACCUGCCAUCCAGUAGUGAGAAAGAGGAUGACCAGCUGCCCAGUAGUGGUGACGACAACAAGGGUUCCAAUUACAAUGAGAAUGAUGACAAGAUGGAGAGCUCGAGCAACUCCUGUGAUGAUGAUGAUCCAUGCACUCACAAUGCUCAGACCAUUUCUUGUGCCCAGUCCCUGCUUCCCCCAUCCUCACCACCUGUGUACAAGUCUGAUGACUCUGCCCAUCCUGUAGGGGAUGUUGUCCAUCCUUGCCAAGAAGGUGGCCCAAUCUAUACUAGACUUCAGAAGAAGGGCAAAGGUAGGGCUAUAGAUGCUGAGGACAUUGAUGCUGAAAACCACAGUGACCGUGACACCCAACUCCUGAACCUCAAGAAGCUGGGGAAUCUGUCCACAGCAGCAUUAGAUGAAAUAUGUGCUUUUGCGAAGGAUGCUUCUCAUACCAAAAUUAAUGAGGCCAACCUCUUCUGCUCAUGGUAUUGGGCCACACAGCCCAAACCAGAUGGUGCCAAUCAAAAUUCAAUCAACAAUUUGAUUACGAAGGAGUACAACACCCUCAUGAUAGGCAUCCCCAAGGAUGACUUCGCAGCAAGGAGGGAAAAGUUAAAAGCUAUGAGUGGAGUGAGAGCUCCUCCACCAUACCGACUAAUCUAUCUGUCAAAUCUAUUGCAGCUAGAGUGGACAAUGCAAAGACACAAUUUUCUGGAUUGGUAUGUGGUUGCAACUGUGCAGCCAUCGAUUCUGAUUGUUCCACAGGCAGAGGCAAGGUCCAAUCUCGAGGAUAUUGAGAUAGUUGGAGUGGUAAUGUAUGUUGGACAGGACCCUGCAGGACAUCAAACUUCUGGCAUAUUUGGAGGCUCCAAGAUGAUAAGAAAAUUCAUGAAUGAAAAUGGCAUUGAUGUCUGGUCACUCAUGGAUAAGUAUACUGCAAUUUUCAGGUGUCUCAGGAAUGGCAAUGGUGUGGAUGCCAGGGUGGCCAGCACCAGUUCCAUUGGAGAUGAGACUCCAAGAGACUGCAACCACAGAGUAUUUGGAAGCAUGAUGAAGGAGAAGAUGUUGGCCACAUUGAGAGAUCUGCAUGUCACAUGUGGCAUUGAAGUUGGCAAUCCCCAGAAAGUUUCCUGGCACCAGCUUCUCGAGUUUUUGUGGAAGAGCCACCUCACUAUUGUCAACUGGCCCCAUGGUGUAUCUCCACUGGGCCCUGGUUUUAAGUACAAGAAAUUUAAGGCUGGCCCUCUUUGUCAACUUGUAGUACCUUGCCUUUGGAGAAAACUGGGUCUUUUGUAUGAUGAGCAAACUGAUGAUGAGGAAGAACAAGAUAGUCUGGAUGAUGUGCUGGAAAUUGAGAUUAAGUGCUGGAAUGAAGAGGUCAUUGAUAUUUUGGAUGCUGACCCUUUGAAGGGUGAGAUUGUGCUUGUCAAAGCUACCAAUGGUACUGUUUUGCAGCAGAUCUCAGAUGAUCCAGAGUGGCAGAAGUCCCUCAAGGAAAUGGAUCACCAGCAGCAAGGCAUGGAGCAACCCCAUGUGGAGGCGUCAAAUUGCGAUACUAUUGGUCCCCAGUAUCUGCUGACAUUUGCAAGGCUUUACAGUCUGACUGUUGAACUGCGCCACAUGAUCAAUGCUGGGAUACAUGCCCCACUGUGCAAGAUUUGUGUCAUGACCCAUCCACAAUUCCAAGCAAUGUGCACACUCGAGAGCCUGGCCCAUCUGAGCCUCCUGCACUGGCUCCACAAUACAGGGAUCUACAUCAGGAUAAUCUUCCAAGCUGUCCUCACAUGCAAGAGGCUGGCCCAGCCCAGCAGUCUUUUCCCAGAUGACAAGAUUCUUGGGGUGACUGUACAGACUAUCAUGAUCCUGGCCCAUCUAAUAUCCCAUAUCAUGCAUUACCUUCUGGCCACCACAAUCAAUUUCCUCUGUCUCGCCAAGGAUUCCAUCAUGUUCUGUCUUGAACCAAUCAUCCUUACUACAAUGUUGGGUGAACCUCAUUGGGUUAACAGGGGUAAUGCUGCACAAUAUGAGGAUGACUUCGCUGAGGAGUAUAUAAAUGAAGAUUACUACUAG